GAGUACAUCCUUCAGAAAUGGACAAGAUUUUUUCAGAGCCAAAUGAGGAAAAUGAUUGUACAGAACAUGUCAGAAAGAAAAGGCUUUCCUCGAUUUUAAAGGUUCCACGCAGUCCCCUUCAGGACCUUGGAAGUGGAAAUGAAUUCACUCAGGAUUACCAUGCUGAGAAACGUCGGAAGAGCUCUCGCCGUGUCAGCUUUGCAGACACCAUUAAUUUCAGGGUCUUCAAGACAGAUGUGAAGGUUAACAUGGCAGAUCCUGGAAAUGCAGAAACAGCAACAGAUGUAAGGAAUCAAGUCCUGCUUAACCAAAAUGAAGGCUCUGAAACUGCUCAGUGUGAGAUAACCGGGAUGGACACUUUGCUUCAUGCCCCAAUUCAGACUUCUGUGCAACAGACAGAGCAGUGUAAUGCAGACCAUACCAGUGAAGAAAUGAAUAGGCAUGACAGAACACUUAUCUUUUCAGAUGAAAAUGAAAUGGAUAUGACAGCCAGUUGUACUGCAGUAAUCAUGCGCAGUAACCUCAAAAGGAAUCAAGAAACUGACCAACCCAGAAAAAUAGAUUUCACAUCGUUUAUGGCUGAGUUAGCAUCUAGAAGUGAAGAAAUGGCCAAAGAAUUUCGUUUUUUCUCUGAUCCUACAAAUGAUGCAUGUUCAUCUCUUCAACAGAAGCCAGAUGAUACCACAGUGAAGAAAAUAAAUUUCAGUGAAUUUUUGAUGAGCGUGAAGUCAAGUGAAGAAGUUGCCAAUACCACUUUUGCAAUGCCUGACAAAAAGAACCUGUUUUUUGUCUCUCCACAAGUUUUGGAAGGCAAUGUAUUUUCUCCCAUGGAGGAUGCAUAUAACCAUGCACAAGAGAAAACCUGUAAUGUGACUAAAAUUUUCAGAGGACAAGAUGAUGGAAUGGAUGUUACAAAGUGUCAUUCAUCUGACAUGAAGACUUUCUUCCCUGCAACUUGCGAAGCCUCAUCAAAGCAAUUGAGGCAUGAGGAUAUUACUGUGGCUUUUAGAAAUGAUGGUAUGGACAUGACUGCUAGUCACACUGUAAAAUUGUCCUUCGCCAGAAAUGAUCCGUCCAACACUGAAAAUCAAAAUCAGAACAUCAGCAUGGACUUCUCAUCUAAUUUUGUAUCUGGCAGUUCCAGAUUAGAGGGACCACCUAAUUAUCAAUUUGGUGUUCAAAAGGGCCCCCAAACAUGUGUUGGGACGAAAACUGUAAAUGCUAAAGAUGAGGCAGAUUUUACCAGAAGGCAUACUAUUUGCAGAGAUGAGCAUGAAGUAGUGCAGAUCUCUAAACAAGGUGCCAGAGCAAUGGUUAUGAUGCCUGGAUCUGUUUCUUCUGGGGCUGUCUUCCUUGAUAAUAAAACUGUCUUUUCCACCUGCAGUGAUAUGGACGUUACUGGGAAAUGCAUAGACGUAAUCUGUAAGGAAACCUGCAGGGAAACCUGUGGUUGUUAUGCAGCCUCUCAAAAACCAGAAAAUGCCACCCCUUUGCUAAUGGAAAAUACCAUUUCAGGACAUAAUGAUGACAUGAACAUUACAAAAAGGCACAUAACUUCAGAUAAUCAAGUUUUGGGGCAGUGUAAAAUCAGAGAACCUGUAGUAUCUUCUGUCCUAGAGAACAGAAGUAAAAUGGUGAUUCAGAAUCACAGGACUGUGGCUUUGAAUGUUGGGGUAAAUUCACAUGCAAAUUCUAGCUUUUGGCCUUCUAAGUGUGGAUUUCAAGAUAACCUGGCAAAUUCUCAUAUUGUUUCAGGAGAAGAGAUGGACCUGACUAAAAGUUACGUUGCCAAUGGUAUUGAAAAGACCAUUGAAAAUGAAUUUCCUUCUGAUAUAUCUACUUCUAUAACAAACAAACCUCAAAGUUUUGGUAACAUACCAACUGCUUGCAAUUUAAAUGAGCAGGAGGAAAUGGAAAUAACAAAAAGACAUGCUGUAGUCACUGGCAAUCAAACUACUAGAAUAACUGCAGGACUAGAACAAAUGCAACCUAAAAUUACAUGUGAAAGCUGGAAAAAAAACAUAAGUGAAGCUGUAAGUCCUCUUGAUUCUAAUAAGGAAAAUUUACUUUUGGUAAGGGGUAAUAAUACAAAUGUUGAAAUAAUCCAUACCCUAGGCACGAAUGUUAGAGAUCUCAAGGGACAAGUGGACUUUGAGAAAGCUGGAGAAAAAAAUGCUUAUGUGGGGGGUCUGCAUUCCAUUACAAAAAACAUUAUUUCACUCCAAGAACCAGAUAAAGAAGUCCCCCAAAGACAAACCACUGCCACCAACAGACAUGCACAAACAAAUUUCCAAAAGCAAGCCUCUGAAAUAUCUCAGCCAUUAAACGAAAGUAUUUUUGACCGUUCACUUGCCUUUCCUAAUGAUGAAAGAGGUAUUUUUUCAGAUGAUCAGGAUAUGGAUAUAACUAGAAAUCAUACUGUUGCUCUUGCUUUUGCUUCUACUUCUGGGCGACAAAAAUGUGAAACUACACAUUCCCAAAAUAAUGUAGUAUCUAAAACACAGCAACUGCAAAAUAAUACCCUCCUGUUUUCUGGUGAUUUCAGUACAGAUAUUACAAGAAGUCAAACUGCAGCAGUAGACUGUGGGAAUUUCAAAAUGAGCUCAAAACAGGAGCAUCCAAUGGCUGGCAGUGAUCAGACUCCAGACCCUGUUGCUCCAAGUGUUUCUUUCAUUUCCAGUAAUGAGACUGUUCCCUGUGGAAUUAAAGGAUAUAUGCAGUGUGGGAAAACAGCAGGAAUAUACCUCAGCGACAAAGAAUCUGAAUUGCAAGGUCAAAGCCAUACCAUGGAGCCAUUAAGUGAGGGAAUGCCAGACAUUGCAAAUUCUGAGAAUGUUUUGUCAACUAGUAAAGGGGUUUCUUCAGAAGAGGAUGUCAGUAAAAGUCAUAUUGCUGCAAAUAAUGACAUGUAUUUGAGGUGUGCAGAAGAGUCAUUGUUAACUAGAACAUCUAGGCCAUAUUCAAAAAAUCCACAGUUGUCUCCUUGUCCAGAAAAGUCAGUUGUGUUGUCCUCUAAAGAAAAUAUGGCUCUAACUGGAAGUUAUUCAUUAAAUGUUCAGGCUAAAAGCCCAGACAAAGUUUUAAAAGAAGAAAAGGUAGUGGCUAAAUAUGUGAAUCGAGUUGAAGAUAACAUUUUAUUUCCUAAAGAAAAGGACGUUAUUACUACAAAUCGCCUGAGGCAACAAGGACACACCUCAUGUCCCAUGAUAUCUGACAAGAACACGCUAAAUUUAACUGACUUAAAGCCCGUGUCUCUCUUGAAUGAGAAGACUGUCCUAUUUUCAGAAGAUAACGAUAUGGAAAUCACCAGAAAUCACACAGUAGCAGCAGACAAUAAAAUGUAUGCACAAAAGAAAAGUUCAAGCAGGGCACUACUGUGUUUUCCUGCAGACAAAACUUGUGUAUUUACAUGCAGUGAUGACAUGGAGAUCACUACACUCAAUACUGUGGUAACUGACAAACCUGUAGAAAUGGCUGCAUCUCAAGUUGUGCCAAAACCAGAUAAAGGAGCUGGAAAAAAAAGCCAGAUUGGGUCAACUGGAGAAAAGACUACUUGCUUUUCAUAUGGUGUUGAGAAUGACAUGGAGAUCACGGAGAGCUGUACAGCAGCAAUAGACCGUCAGAUAAGCUCAAAAAGUCAGAGGGCGCCUUGUGAGCCAACUUUAAAUUAUGUGGACAAAACUCAUGUUUCUACGUACAAUGAUGACAUGGAGAUCACUGCACUUAACACUGUGAUAAUUGACAAACCUGUAGAAAAGGCUGCAUCUCAAGUUAUGCCAAAAGUAGGUAAAGGAGCUGGAAGGAAAAGCCAGAUGGGGUUAACUGGAGAAAAGACUAGGUUGUUUUCAUUUGGCGUUGAGAAUGACAUGGAGAUCACGGAGAGCUGUACAGCGGCAAUAGACCGUCAGAUAAGCUCAAAAGGUCAGAAGAUGCCUUGUGAACCAACUUUAAAUUAUGUGGACAAAACUCAUGUUUCUACGUGCAAUGAUGACAUGGAGAUCACUGCACUUAACACUGUGAUAAUUGACAAACCUAUAGAAAAGGCUGCAUCUCAAGUUAUGCCAAAAGUAGGUAAAGGAGCUGGAAGGAAAAGCCAGAUGGGGUUAACUGGAGAAAAGACUAGGUUGUUUUCAUUUAGCGUUGAGAAUGACAUGGAGAUCACAGAGAGCUGUACAGCAGCAAUAGACCGUCAGAUAAGCUCAAAAGAUCAGGAGCCACCUUUACUUUACCUGGACAAGAAUAUUGAAUUUGCAUUUAAUCAGGAUGAUAUGCAAAUAACUGAAUCUUGUGCUGUUCCUAGAAUUGUGCAAAGAGUAAUGUCUAAGGACCAGCUAAAAUUGGAUGCACAGGUUGGACAGGAAGCCCUUUCAAAUAACAAAACAGUAAUUUUUCCUAUGGGUGAGAAUGUGGAGAUCAUUAAAAUCCCUAAAGUAGCGGUGGAUUAUAAUGAAAUUGCCCUGCGGGGUGGACAAUCCAACCAAACUGUUCCUAUAGCUCCGGUUGAUAAAACUAUUGUGUUUACAGGUAAUCAGGAUACUAUGGAGAUUUCUGCAUCUCACACUACUGCUGUUAAUAAUACCCUUAAAGGAUAUGAGAAUCAAGAAGUAUCAGAUGAGGGCGGCCAGCAGCAGAGUUUACAUAGAAAACCUUCCUCCACUUGUAGAGAGAAAAUAUAUUCCAAGCACACAGGAGACUUCAGAAGUGAUUGCCAGUUAGAAUUGAAGGACAAAUAUGGAACAAAUUUUCCUUUUUCAUCAGAAACCAAUACUAUCAAAAUCCACAAUGGUGCAACAGAAGAGUUCAUUCAUCCUGAAGAUGCAUUAGAUAUCAUUCAGAAGCCACAAAACUUUACUGACUUUCCCAAAGCUAAUUCUACUUCUGUUAACAGUGAGGAUCUAGGUAAAUUAGUAAGACCCAAAGACACAAAGAGGGUGUCUUUCAAGCUUCUAGAAAAUCAAUUGGAAACUUCUGAGGUAAAAAGUGAAAAUGAAGUCACAAAGAACAGUCCUGUGGUGUGCAGUGAAGAAAAUGGAGAUGCUGUAUUGCAUGUUCAAAGUCCUAUCCAACAACCUCACUUACAUAAGGACACUUCUGAGUGUUUGAGGAAGAAUGCACAUAGUGUGCCAAAUAUAGAAAAUUUAGACUUGAAAAAUGAUUCUGGGAAGCUUACUUCAUCCAGGCAAGAAUGUAGACUCACAGAUUUAGUUACUGAUGGAGCAGACGCUGUUACAAUUUCUUACAAAGAGAUGGAGGAAAAUGAAAAAAUGCCUUUUGAAAAGAAAACACUUCCAAAAGAUUUUCAAACAACUUCAGAACAGACUGAACAACUUUCCUUGGUCACUGUUGUUCCUACAGAUCAGAUAGAUCCCAACUGUGUACCUGCAUUAUCUGGUAUUGUAAAUGUUUGUUCCAGAUUAAAACAUAUUAGAAGAAAGUCUGAGUUUGCUACCAUUUCUGAAAUUGAUCCUGUCUCUAACUUUGCUGAACAGUUGCCUAAAUUGGCAACACAGCCAGGAGAUUCUUUCAGAGUAGGAAAAGAUACUGAAAACAAGUCCAAUAAUGCAGUCAGAAUUCAGGAGCCAGCAAACGUGUAUUUUGAAAGUGGAGGUGCUUCUGUGGAUACUCUUUUAGACACAGUACAUAAGGGUGCUUGUCAAGGGAGGAAGAUACGUCUUGGUAUCUUCCUACCUAAAUUGCCCAACAACAGAAAUUGCAACACUUCUAAUGCAGAGGACCUAAACAAAGCAGAAGAAAAAGAAAAAACUGCAGUUCCAGAAGUAAAUUUGGUCACUAGAGAAACCCCAGAAAAUACAUGUCUUAAGCAUAACUUGAGCCCUUCUCAGUUUAUAGCUGAGGAAUUGCUUCCUGUGUUUCCAGAAGAAAUGGACUCAAAUGAUUCUUUAAGUUGUGACCCCCCAGAUGGGGCUCUUAGUGUAAUGGAUAAAAAAGAGAUCUUUCCUAAUAAAAGGAAUUCACAUGAAGAACAAGAAAUUUGCAGCAACCAGAAAAGAGCUAUAGAGCAAGAGGAAAAAGAACUCCAGAAUGGGAAGAAGCUCAAGAGGGAUGAUGGAUGGGAUGACAGUGCUCCAAACCAACAACAGCCUACCUGUAACACAUCUCAUACUCAAGCAGAAACUCCUGAAUGCGAAGAGCCUCCAAAUCUGUCAACUAAAAGCCCAGACAGGACCCACUCCAGCAGCAGCAGUUCUUUGGAUUCCAUUAAGGCUGAUGCAGACUUUAGUAGUAUGCAGCCAAACAGUCAGAUGGAGUCUCAGCUUCUCACGGAUAGUAUUUGUGAACAGAAUUUAUUGGAGAAAUUUCAGGAUGGGGUUAUCACAGUAGGGGAGUUCUUUACUCUUCUUCAGGUCCAUAUUGUGAUUCAGAAGCCCCGGCAGAGCCAUCUUCCAGCAAAUUAUGCCAUGAACCCAACUUCUACUCCAGAGGACCAAUUUUUCAGCCAGUACAUUUAUCGUCCCAAGCUAAAGAUUUAUGAAGAAGAUUGCCAGCUUCUUUCUCAAAUGAUCAAUGAGCUGAAAUUACGUGCAUCUGACCAAGAUAAACUUCUGGUGGAUGUGAAUAGGAGCCUUUGGGAAGUUAUGAGGACCUGCUCUGAUGAAGAGCUAAAAAACUUUGGAGCAGAGUUGAACAAAAUGAAAUCCUAUUUUACCAAGAAGAGCAAAGUUUUGGCGCACAAUGGGAAAGUGCAAUUGUAUGGCAAACUGUUGCAGGAUAUACAGGUCCAAUGGGAAAAUCUGCAUUCAAGAAUGGCAAAAGUAGAUGAAUUUCUUAAGGAGGUGGAUAACUGUCAUCUUGCUCUGGAAACAAGUACUAACUUGGAAGAUUAUGGCACAGAGAAUGAUGAUCAAUUGUCAGAGUGGAAAUCCAGAAUCAGAAAUUCUGAGAAUGAGCUGGUAGAUCUCAAAGCCCAAGAAGAGGUGCUUCAAAGGGAUCUGUCAAACCUGGAGGCUGAGAAGCAGCAGGUGCUUGCUGAGAUAAAACACCUAAAAAAGAAAACAAAUGACUGUCAGGAACUCUUGGAAAGAUACAACUUCACUGAGUGGGAGAUCAGUGAAUGGAGUGACCACCAGGCAGUUUUCACCUUCCUUUAUGAUUCUAUAGAACUCACUCUCAGGUUUGGACCACCAAUAGAUGGUGUUCUUUUCAAUGACAAGCCCUGCAAAAAGAUUGUUGAUGUGAGCUUUGAAUCUUUGUUGGAUGAAGAGAGAGCUCCACUUUCAUCACGUCUAGUCAAAAGGCUGAUCUUCCAGUUUAUUGAAAGCCAGAAAUCCUGGCAGGAAAAAUGCCCAACAUUAAACCAUGUGCCCCAGAUGCUGCGUGAGGUCUCUCUGGUGGUGUGUCGCUGUCGACUCUUAGGAGAAGAGAUUGAGUUUCUGAUGAAAUGGGGAGGAAAAUUUAAUCUUUUGAAGACAGAAGUGGAUGAUACAAAAGUGAAGCUUUUGUUCUCCACUUCUACAGCUUUUGCAAAGUUUGAGGUGAUGCUUUCUUUGUCUGCCACUUACCCAUCAGCUCCUCUGCCCUUCACUGUCCAAACACUCAUUGGGAACCUUAGCCAAGAUGAAAUUUCUGCUGUUGUAUCUAGUGUGCCACUGGGCACCAACUACCUUCGGAGAAUGGUCAAGCUGAUUCACCAUAAACUGUUCCCGUAACCGGGGCUUCUGAUGAUUUACUGUCUUCACACUCACAACUCUAGUCAAACUGGAUGUCCUUGCUCUCAGCCUUACAGGAAUUUCCAGCUGAUUAAUUUCAAUAUUGUUAACUGUGAAACAGAAUUUCGGUGUUUUAUAGCUUCCUUUAGUGCUUUGAGAAUCCAAUUUAGCAAUUGAUUUUGAUGUUGUCCAAUAUUUCAAACACUGGAAUAAGACUCCAGUUGAGAUGCCAAACUCCUCUUGUAUGUCAAAGCAUCCUGACGAAAUGGAGAAGGCUCUGGAGAGCCAGGGAGGAAGGAUUUCACAUGGCUUUCAUAAAUCUGUCCUGCUUUUCUCCUUUUUUUCCCCUGGUUCUUCCAGUCACUGCUAACUGUGGUUCCUUUCAUUACAUUCUGUCACAGGCAAGCUCAUGUAACCCCUUUAAUUUUGCUUUGGCUCUUGUAAGGGCUUAUGUACUGCAGCUAUCUGCAUCUUCCAAGGUUUACAAGACAGGAAGUUACUGCCACUAAUGUUAGCUUUGUUAACCCCAAGAUAAUACAGCUAGUUUAAUCACAUUAACUGACUAGACUGCCUCCCAAGUCACAGAAACGAAACGUUCCACUGAUUCACGAAAUUAUAACAUAUAAAAUUAAACAACAUGCACACAGCUAGGAAUUACCUUUAGAAGCUCCCUGUCUCUAACCAUCCAUUUCUGUAAUGUAGCACAAUCCAAGGCCACCAGGUUCAAACUGGGAACUUGCCCUUGUGGAUCUCAGUAUUCUAAUUAUUCUGUAUAUAAACCCUUGUAAAAUGCAAUGUUGUGAGGCACUUACUAAGGCUAAGUUUGGUAUACCACAAAGGGACAGGAGGACUAUAGAUGUAAAUAAUAUGUUUUUGUUUUGUAUGUUCAGCAGGUUACCUGAUAUAAGGAGAUGUUGAAAAAUGUUAGAUCUAUCAGGCAGGCUUCUACUAUUGGUCAUUCUGUUGCUUCUUGCUUGAAAAACACCUUUCCCUUGGAGAAAAACUCCAUGUCGCCUUUCAUUAAAUAGAUAAAUCUUCUUCUGCUUAAACAGAAUCCCAAACUGAGUUUGUUCUUUUUAGCUGCAAUAUUGGUAGAAAUGGCUAUAGUAGAUCCAGCAAAUCCAAUUAAAUGUACUCCAUCCCACUUAAAGUACUGUGAUAUGCACUGAUGUCUCUAAACCAAGCAGCUCCUUUAAAUAUAUUUCAGUCAAAUUUAAUCAUGUGUUCUUAAUUCUUUCAUUAACUUCCUAAUAAUCCUUUUAGUAAUUGUAAUGAAAUUCCUACCCAUAGCCUUCUUCCCUUUAAGGCUACUUUAUAGCAAUUACUGUUUUAAAAAAAACAUCAUCCAUUUAGAUUUCUUCCAGGUACAGUAUUGUUUACCUCCUCUUCUUUUUUUUCCAAACCUUUAGCAGAAUAAAGAAAUAUAGCCUUUGCUUAGCAAAACAUGGUUGCUUCUUUUAGCUCUAAUUUAUCUGUUGAAUGCUGUGUAGAAGUUGAUACAUAAAUUUCCAGAAAUUGCUGUCUGAAAUCUUUUCUGCCUCCAAUGUUCUUGUAAAUGGACUAGAGCACAGAAUGAGUAUUGUAGCAAACUUGUACAUGGAGACUAAAUUCUCCAGUGUCAAGUUAGCAAAUUUCUGGAAUACUUUCUGUAUACCCUAGAAUGUUUCAAUGUAAUCUAACUUUGCAAUGUAGCAGCCUUCAAGUUGUUGGGAGCUGUUGUGGUUGUGGCCUGUUUGUAUGGUGUUGAAGGAUCUAGCAUUUCUCAACUCUCCACUCUAGGUGCCUGACAGUUUCUAUAUGUUUGUAAAAUAUAAGAAUUUUAAGAAGUGCUUUCAGAAGUUUAAACAUUGAAGUUUUUUAUAAAGUUAUUUGGGUUUUUCAAUUUUCCUUCUAUAAGGUAAAAAUUAAUUAAAAGUUUAAUAAUUGA
Gavialis gangeticus (Gharial) is the source of this 9594-nucleotide messenger RNA. RefSeq names its product kinetochore scaffold 1 (gene KNL1). The transcript has 25 exons. Gene Ontology annotation, cellular component: nucleus. NCBI's taxonomy places the organism in Eukaryota, Metazoa, Chordata, Crocodylia, Gavialidae. Gene Ontology annotation, biological process: protein localization to kinetochore; attachment of spindle microtubules to kinetochore; cell division. The record is from RefSeq and is a predicted model, not a curated record. Bases 18 to 7667 code for a protein of 2549 amino acids.